Messenger RNA from Carassius auratus (goldfish), 627 nucleotides. Its product is annotated as follistatin-related protein 5-like. Lineage: Eukaryota; Metazoa; Chordata; Actinopteri; Cypriniformes; Cyprinidae. Gene Ontology annotation, molecular function: calcium ion binding; protein binding. Gene Ontology annotation, biological process: multicellular organism development; cell differentiation; regulation of BMP signaling pathway. Gene Ontology annotation, cellular component: extracellular region. The record is from RefSeq and is a predicted model, not a curated record. The annotation marks the transcript as partial. The transcript has 4 exons.
CAGGACGGGAUCUCAGAGAGCUUACGGAUCAAAGGGUUCUUGGGUCAGAAUGGUUUUCCUGGGCCCUGUGAACAUAAGUACUGUGGUUUGGGGAAGCACUGUGUGGUUAAUCGAGAAACAGGUGAAGGAGAAUGUCAGUGUCUGGAGCGCUGUAAACCACAUUACAAACCUGUGUGUGGAUCUGACGGCAAACUCUACCAGAACCACUGUGAGCUUCACAGAGCCUCCUGCAUGGCCCAUCAGAGAAUAACCAUCAUGCACAGCGAGGAAUGCUUCUACAAAGAUGAUAAUUGUCAUCUGGGAGACUAUAAAAAAUUGAAGACCAAGAUGUUGGACUUACACGCUCAGAGGUACUUGACCCCCGGUAACCAUGGCAGCCACGAGAAUGAUAUGGAAGCUAGGAAGCAUCUGGUGGACUUGAUGUUCAUGCGCUUUGACGCAGAUGGUAAUGGAAGAAUUGACAGCAGUGAGCUCUCACAGGUUAUCAAGCAGGAAGGUCUCAGCAGGACGGCAUCAGAGUGCACUCUAUUCGAUCUGUUUAAAUAUAACGAUGUCAACGAUGAUGAACACCUAACCAGAGAGGAGUUCUACGUUGCUUUUGGUGAGUGUUUGGUUUUGAUGAAGUGA